Molecule: messenger RNA, 4580 nt
Organism: Mesocricetus auratus (golden hamster)
Lineage: Eukaryota; Metazoa; Chordata; Mammalia; Rodentia; Cricetidae
Gene: Vwa3b
Product: von Willebrand factor A domain containing 3B
Exons: 29
Coding region: 306-4007 (1233 amino acids)
Source: RefSeq, a predicted model, not a curated record
CUCCUGUGGGAGUCCCAGCCUUGCCCAGCAGUGGGAUGUUGGCUGCGCCCUCCUGCUCCGGGCAGCGAGGCCCUGGAGGGUGGGAGGGACGCUGCUGAACGCGAGCCGCCUGGCUUUGCAACGGAAAGAUUUCCUAGAACAUCAAAGACAAGAUCUUCAGCUGCCCUCUCUGUGGAUAGAUCUCCAAAGGCAUAUUGGAGGUCCCUUGUGACUCCAGUCUUGACUUAAAGAUGUAGGAAUCUCCCUCCAUUGUCCAGGAGCAAUAGCCACAGAGGCUGGAGGGACAGAACACCACCAAGGCAGGCAUGGCUGAGCAGAGUCUCAUUUCAUCUGAACAAUGGCUUCAGCUGCACGGACUUAAGAGCAAGAAACUGAGCUUGAAGCAGAUCUUGUCCCAGAUUGGAUUCCCGCAGUGUGAAGAUUAUGUGACUUCUUUGAGGAGACUCGUGGCUUCUCGGUAUGCUGAUGGCCUGUUCCCACAGUUCUACACAGCAGAAGAUGGCAGGCUUUACAACCUGACAGCAAAGUCAGAGCUGAUCUACCAGUUUGUGGAUUAUUUGACACAAGCUGUGCAGAGUUAUAAGCAGCGGAUGGACUGGCUUACCAGCAGGAGCCGGCAGAUUUUUGGUGUCAUCUUGGAACAGAGGGUCACCAUAGUUCUGGAUUUCAGGGACGUUCUGAUGGAGGAGCUCAAUCUGUGCCAGGAUGCUCUGACAAUGGUCCUCCAGGAGCAAGUGGCUCUCAUCACCAAGUUCAACAUGAUAUGGGCUUCUGAAGAGCCAGUGAAAUGGCAAGAGUAUGCUAUCUCUGUGACUGAACAAUCCAUUGCUGCUGCCAUCAGCUGGGUUGAGAAAAUAGUUUUUGAGCCAACAUCUGUGAGAGAGGUUAGCUGCCUGGAUGCUCUGCUGGAAGCUGGGAAAGAUGAAACUAUCGAAGCCAUUUACUACUUUGUGGUGGGGGAUGUUCCCAAGGAGUCCCAGAAGAUUCUUCUCCAGAGGGUUUUGGAGAUCCCAUAUCCCGUCUGCACAGUGUCCUUCAAUGCCAGAGGAGAAGAAACUGUGGCUUUCCUAAAGGAUCUGAGUGCCAAGGCCCACAGCAGAUUCCACGCCUUUGCUGAGAGGACCGAGUGUCUAGCAUUCUCCGCAUUUUCCACAGAGGAUGUUGACAGCUCAAUGACUUGGAAUUCAAGGAAACUGAAAGGAAGACUCCCUCCAGGUGCUGGUGUCAGAGAGGAUGUGUUUCUCAUUUGGAGAGAAAUGGAAGAAGCUUGCAGCACACUGGCUCAGGUUCGGAGGCUGAUGGACAAGUCUCCUCAGUCAGAUGUGUCCCCAGCAGACUGCAGAGCAGUGUCUGUUGAGAAUAAGGAAAAUUCAGAAGACACCUGGGAUUCUCAGAAGUGGCUCCAGAAAUAUGGCUUGAAAGCUCAGAAACUGACCUUUUAUGAUGUCCUCGCCAACUGCUCCUUCCGCCAUGCUGAUGGAGUUGUUGAUAUAAAAGCCAAACCAGAAGACGAGUCUGUGCAGACCAGUGCGGACAUCAAUAGGAAGACAGUCCACGCCAAAUACUGCAGCAGAUUCAUCCAUGUUCCCUGGAAGGAUGGGAACUUGGUCCACGUCAUCAUUACCAAGGAGAAGUUCAAAUGGUACAAUGAGAGAAUUCACAUAGCCCUGGCCAGGAUCCAGAGGAGGAUUAAGUGGCUACAAGAAGGAAGUCGAGUCCUCUUUGGGAAAGUGAGUGGAGAUUGCAUCUAUGUCCUCAUUGACACAUCUCACUCCAUGAAGAGCAAACUGGACCUGGUGAAGGAUAAGAUCAUUCAGUUCAUACAGGAACAGCUGAGGUACAAGAGUAAAUUCAAUUUUGUGACGUUUGAUGGUCAGGCAAUUGCUUGGCGGGAAAAACUCGCUGAAAUCAAUGAAGAUAAUUUGGAACAGGCUGAGUCAUGGAUUAGAAACAUUAAGGUUGGAAGUUCCACAAAUACCCUGAACGCCCUGAAAAUUGCUUUUGCUGAUAAAGAAACGCAAGCCAUCUACCUUUUGACAGAUGGGAGACCCGAUCAGCCACCGGAAAUGGUGAUGGACCACGUCAAACUCUUUCAGAAUAUUCCUAUCUACGCCAUCUCCUUCAAUUACAAUGAUGAGGUUGCAAAUGAGUUCUUGAAGGAGCUUGCUUCUUUGACUGGAGGAGAUUUCCGUGCUUAUAAUUUUGGCUGCAAGGAUCCCAUUCUUCAGGAUAUUCAGCAGGAUGAAGACGUGAACCUUUUGAUUCUGGAAAUGCAGCAGGGCUACAGCUACCUGGAGAAGAUGCAGGAGCUGUACUCCGAGUCCUUAGUCAUGGACUGGUGGUACAAUGGCGAAAAGGAAGGGGACAGCAAGCAUCAAAAGGAAAUCUCCUCCAUGGUUUCAACCUCAGAAAAAUAUGCAAAUUUUCAAUUGGAUGCUGACUCCGUGGCUGUUUCACCCCCAAAUGUGGAUGGAAAGACACAGAAAAAGAAAAUCCUCCAUGCAGAAGCGACGAAAACCAGCCUGCUCAGAAGCCUCCUAGCCAAGAGCUGCAGUGACAUGAAGGACAGCUCCAACUCCAGCAGCUGCGUUACUACCGCUCUGAGUGACAGAGAAAUGAGCAUCCUGAUGAUCAAUAAGUACUUCGAUGACAAGUUGUCCGAAAGACUCACUGGAAAUGAAAGCCGAGUCAAUGACCACACCUCUUCAGACAUGUCCUCUGAAGAGUGGCUCCGAACCCAUAGCCUUGUGGCCAAGAAGCUCACCAUCAUGGAUGCCUUGGCGGGGGCGGUGGUGCCCCACAGCGCCACCUAUGUUCCCAUCCUGAAUAAGCAUGUUGUCUCCAAGGUCUUUAAAGAGGAGUCCCUUCUGGAACAUGUGGACAGUGACACCAAUCAGAUGAUAUUGAUUAACACCCAAGGAGUCAAACUCAAUAUCUACAAGCAAAAGGUGGAACAGGCCAUUAAAUCCUAUGAAAAACGCUUAAAUAAAAUCGUCUGGCAAGCUCUGUCUCAAGAGGAAAAAGAGAAGUUGGAUGCCAUCAAACCCAUAAAAUACUUGGAAAACAAGGCAGUCUUAAACAAAGCCUUGGAACGCCUGAAUUGGCCCAUUUCACUGAAAGAGCUGUCCAUGCUGGAAAAUGAAAUCUUGGUUGGGAAAAUGUACAUCCAGCAAGCCAUGGAGCUCCAGGAGGCUGCCAGGAAGAGCUGUACCAUCAAGACUCUGGAGGAGCAGCAGAAAUUACAAGGGUAUCCAACAAAGAAAAUCAAAUCAAGAAAAAUAGAUUCCCUCAGAGGCCAGAAGGUCAUUGCCAGAUGUGAGGAGAAUGGCUUCUAUUUUCCAGGGGUUGUGAAGAAAUCUGUGAGUGCCACCCAUGCACUGGUAGACUUCAGGUAUGGAGAAACCAAGAUUGUACCCAUCUCCUUCAUCACACCUAUUGGGGGCGCCAUGCCCUGCCCACAACUUCAGGUUGGGGAUUAUGUGUUUGCCAAAAUCAUGACGAGCAAAGGAUUUGACUUCUAUGUCCCCGCCAUUGUCAUAGCACUUCCAAAUCAGAGUGUGGCUUCAGAAAAAUUCUACACAGUUUUGAAGUGUAACAACCGCAGAGAAUUUUGCCCUCGGAGUGCACUUAUAAAGAUAAGCCAAAACAAGUAUGCUCUCUCUUGCUCUCAUAUAAAAUCGUCCACAGUUGAGAAGGACCAAGCAGUGGAAGAAUUAGAGGCAAGUAGAUCUUUCCCACUCUGGACAGUGACUGAAGAAGACCCUGAAAAUUUGCAACUGAGACAAGAGAGCCUUAAGAAAAAGAAAAAGAAGUCCACCAAGAGGUCCCUUCUCCAGGAGACGAUGUCCUCAGAUUCGGAUGGCUCUUCCCAUGGCACCAGGCUCUCCGCUUGUGGCUUAGGACACUGCCAAUCUCGACUUCGCUGCUACACCGUCACCAGGAGCAGCCCUGUGCUGUCAGAUUCCAGCCACCACCGACAGCGCAAGGUGCUGAGGAACCGUAGCUGAGGAACCCUAAGGCAUCCUAGUGGCAGCUAACUUUAAGCAAGCCACUGUUCCUCCAGGGCUGCUCAGAGCCCACCCAGCCUUUGGACCCUGUGGAGCAAGCCUCUCUGCUGAGGUAAGGGUUGCCUUCAUUCCACCCAAUGCCUUCCCCGAUAAUGAGAACAAGCUCCCCGCCCACAACCCCAACCUACUGUUUGAAUUUGGGGAUUAUUCUAGCCAUUCUGUAUCCUACGUUCCCCCAUCACCACAAAUUGUUCUGGCCUUUUGAUAUGUAGCUUUUGAUGAGCUGUCAGAACGUUCUCAGGGUUCUUUUGGGGAGUCUGCAUAGUUAGGCCCCACCCCGACGCCCUUGUUUUAAAUUGGUUCUUCCUUGUGAAUUAAGAAUGUUGUCACACAACAUGAAGAUUGAAAUUAAGACCUGGUUGGUAGCUUGUUUGAGAUCUGUAAGAGUGAGCACUCUCUGUGUUACUGUUUUCUGAACAUUUUUAUUGAGCCCUUCCUAAUUGGUUUUGUCUGUAGUCUGUUGUAGGUACCUCUAAUUGAGUGCAGAACCUGAAUAAACUCUUACAUUGGAAA